AUGAGGUCACAGGGUGUUGCAGACUCCUCCCCCUCCUCUCUGAUUGGUCCAUUCUGUGUGACUGACAGGAAACUGAGCCCCUCGGGGUCGUAUUAUGAUGGUGGGGGGGGCAGGAUGCCUCGCUCACCCUCCGAUCAUGGUCUGGAUCGCCGCACUCGCUCGGCACACAGCUACCAUGGUAACGGCGAGGCGGAGCUGCGGGUCCGCAGGCAGCCAAUCAGAGACAGGCGAGGCCGCUGGCACUCACAGGACCACCCUCUGGACCUGGUCCAGGAUGAGCAUGAGCAGCAGCGGCGGCAGCGGCAGGAGGAGGAGUUUCAGGCUCGUUACCGUAGCGACCCGAACCUGGCUCGUUACCCGGUGAAGCCGCAGCCAAGCGAAGAGGCCAUGAGGAUGCUGGCUCAGGUCGGUAGGGUCCGACACCAACGGCGCCACAGCGACGCCUCCCUGGACACCACCGAGCCCGACCACCAUACCCCAAGACACACAGCUCUCCGGCAGAGUCGGCUGCAGGGAUUGGUUGAAUCUGGAGGUCAAAGGUCGUUCCCUGUCGAUCGGACAGCCAAUCACACGAGCCCCACAUCUCCCCGCCACAGCCCGUUACCCCGGCAGCUCCUGGACCCGAGUUCCGCCCUCAAGAGAAAGACGGCCAGUGACAACGCAGCACAGCAGGGACGGAGAAUGGGGAAGAUGCACGUGAUUGGCAGCUUCAGCAGCUCAGAGGAGGAGCUGGCGACCACGCCGGACUACAACAGCUGCGAUGAGCACGACA
Molecule: messenger RNA, 772 nt
Organism: Plectropomus leopardus (leopard coralgrouper)
Lineage: Eukaryota; Metazoa; Chordata; Actinopteri; Perciformes; Serranidae
Source: RefSeq, a predicted model, not a curated record